Messenger RNA from Echinops telfairi (small Madagascar hedgehog), 3666 nucleotides. RefSeq names its product gamma-aminobutyric acid type A receptor subunit gamma2 (gene GABRG2). Gene Ontology annotation, biological process: nervous system process; chloride transport; gamma-aminobutyric acid signaling pathway. The record is from RefSeq and is a predicted model, not a curated record. NCBI's taxonomy places the organism in Eukaryota, Metazoa, Chordata, Mammalia, Afrosoricida, Tenrecidae. Bases 1 to 1428 code for a protein of 475 amino acids. The transcript has 10 exons. Gene Ontology annotation, molecular function: GABA-A receptor activity; transmitter-gated monoatomic ion channel activity involved in regulation of postsynaptic membrane potential; inhibitory extracellular ligand-gated monoatomic ion channel activity. Gene Ontology annotation, cellular component: postsynapse; synapse; dendrite membrane.
AUGACUUCGCCAAAUACACGGAGCACAAGAAGCCCAGUCUACUUGCCUCUGAUAUAUUCCCAGAAAAUGACGGCGUGGAUGCUGCUCUUGCUCUUGCUCUACCCUGGUCUCACUAGCCAAAAAUCUGAUGAUGACUAUGAAGAUUAUGCUUCUAAUAAAACAUGGGUCUUGACUCCAAAAGUUCCUGAGGGUGAUGUCACUGUCAUCUUAAACAACCUGCUGGAAGGAUAUGACAAUAAACUUCGACCUGACAUAGGAGUGAAACCAACCUUAAUUCACACAGACAUGUACGUGAAUAGCAUUGGUCCAGUGAACGCUAUAAAUAUGGAAUACACGAUUGAUAUAUUUUUUGCUCAAACAUGGUAUGACAGACGUCUGAAAUUUAACAGCACCAUUAAAGUCCUUCGAUUAAAUAGCAACAUGGUGGGGAAAAUCUGGAUUCCAGACACUUUCUUCAGAAACUCCAAAAAGGCUGAUGCACAUUGGAUAACUACUCCCAAUAGGAUGCUGAGAAUUUGGAACGACGGGCGAGUACUCUACACUUUAAGGUUGACAAUUGAUGCCGAGUGUCAAUUACAGCUGCACAACUUCCCAAUGGAUGAACAUUCCUGCCCCCUGGAGUUCUCUAGUUAUGGCUAUCCUCGUGAAGAAAUUAUCUAUCAAUGGAAGCGUAACUCUGUUGAAGUGGGUGACACAAGGUCUUGGAGGCUUUAUCAAUUUUCAUUUGUUGGACUGAGAAAUACCACUAAUGUAGUGAAGACAACUUCAGGAGAUUAUGUGAUCAUGGCUGUCUACUUUGAGCUGAGCAGAAGAAUGGGGUACUUCACCAUCCAGACCUACAUCCCUUGCACACUCAUCGUGGUCCUAUCAUGGGUGUCUUUCUGGAUUAAUAAAGAUGCAGUGCCAGCAAGAACAUCUCUAGGUAUCACUACUGUCUUGACAAUGACCACCCUCAGCACCAUUGCCAGGAAAUCGCUCCCCAAGGUCUCAUAUGUCACAGCGAUGGAUCUCUUUGUGUCUGUUUGCUUCAUCUUUGUCUUCUCUGCUUUGGUGGAGUAUGGCACCCUACAUUAUUUUGUUAGCAACCGGAAACCAAGCAAGGAAAAAGACAAAAAGAAGAAAAACCCUCUUCUUCGGAUGUUUUCCUUCAAGGCUCCCACCAUUGAUAUCCGCCCACGAUCAGCAACCAUUCAAAUGAACAACGCUACACAUCUUCAAGAGAGGGAUGAAGAAUAUGGGUAUGAGUGUCUGGAUGGGAAGGACUGCGCCAGCUUCUUCUGCUGUUUUGAAGACUGCCGAACAGGGGCCUGGAGACACGGGAGGAUACAUAUCCGUAUUGCCAAAAUGGACUCCUAUGCUCGGAUCUUCUUUCCCACAGCUUUCUGUUUGUUCAAUCUAGUUUAUUGGGUGUCCUACCUUUACCUGUGAAGAAGAGAGGGUAUUGAUAUGAGUCUUAUCCACUGAAUUUCAUGGAGAGAAGAUGUCAUUUCUAAGUCCACUUAAUAUCCUAUCCAAUAAGGAUAAUUGUGAUCUGAAUUUGUUCUUGUCUUUAUGAGUAAAUUGUACUAAUGUCAUAUUGUCUCGGCCCAACUCUCCUUUGGUUAUUGUAAUUUGAACUUCAAUGUUUGCUGCAUUUGAACCUGCAAGGCAAAGUGUGACUAGAGCAAGAACCUUGAAAUUUUGACAUAUGAUAUUAUAUAGGAACAGAUAUUUAAAUAGUGAAAGCCAGGAAUAUUUAAAAUGGUGGUAUCCUAACAUGAUUCAUAAUACAAUUAGAUGAAAAAAGGUACAAGAAAUGUACCUUAUGUUCAUUUUGGGUCAAGUUGUGAUAAAUCUGAUAUCAAUAGUAUACUUACAUGAGAAUAAUCCAAAUGCUCUUUAAAUGUAAGAACCUAGACUAGAAAUCUAUUACACCUCUCUCCCAAGAUAGGAAGACAUUUUUCAUCCUAUGACAUGUACAAUGAUGUAAAUAUAUCAAUAUCUUAGACUGCUUCAAGUUUAAUGCAUGCAUCUCGUUACAACCAAAAAUAAAUGGAUUGAAGUUAUCAUCAUAAAGAAUUGUCUUUUAUUUUGUGUCUUUGGGAUAUAAAAGAAACAUGAAUAUAAUUAUAAGGUCUGGGGUUUGCAAUUAGAGGGAGAAAUUUUUGCUGCCUUCACCCUCCUGCAUGGAGAUUCGAAUAGCUUAUUUUAAAAUUUUAUAUGACAUACUACAGCAUUUUAAAUGAAAUACAGAUUAAAUAAUUUAUAUUUGCCACCUUUAAAUAUGCCCAUUUUCAUAACUAAUAUAUAAAAUAAUUGUACAGGUUUGCUGUUGUUUUUCCUUCCUCUUAAGAUGAUAGGUCAUAUAAUAAAAUGUAUUCUUUAUCUCAAGAUCUGCUUCUAGUGAUGUGAGUGCCUUGUGGGCAGACUUCUUGUCAUUUCUUCUUUCGGUCCUCAGCACCUAGCCUAGUGCCUGGCACAUGGUUGGUGCUCAUUAAAUGUAGUUCGAUGUGAAUUCACUCAUGGACUCUUGGUGAAUCUCUCUAUUUUGACUUGGAACCAAUGAUUUAUCUUGUGAUGUAGGCAUUUUCAAAGGAUACUAUAUCUUUAGCAAAUAAGCAGAAGGCUUCAGAGAACAGUAGGUAUUAUUGUUUAUUAUAAAAAUUUUAUUUUAAGUAAAAUAUAAACAGUGCUGUUUUUAAAAAGCAAUGUUAUGUCUACUGUUUGUGUAUAGAGAUGACUCUACUGGGCAUAAUUAAAGUUGUGUUUUUUAUAAUUUUCCCCCAGAAGUGGAGAUAAGCUGGCCCUGAUAAAUCCACAAUUCUAUAUAUAUGGAAAACACACACAAAAUUAAUAGUCGAUUUUUAUUCAGACUGUAGUAUUCUAUAAUAUUUUAACUAAAAUAAUGGAGAAGUUCAUAUAAGGAAAGUUCAAAAGUUCAUGAAAAAAAUCCAUUCUUUCAAUUCUAUUGUUUUUCACAAAUUUUUGAAGUCCCAUCAUACAAGGAUGAGAAAACAAAUUAAUGCUUUCAUGGAGAAGUAGCCUCUUUGGGUCACAUCAUCAUUAAAUGAAACUAUCAUCCUGGGUCUCAAAUAUUAGCAUUCAAAUCCCAUCUUCCUGCACUUAUACUACAGCUUUAUUUUUAGAAACUGGCAUCUGGCAGUUAUUCGUUAUGGCCAUCAUUGCUCUAUGUCAGAACUAAAGCAUUGCUAGCAUAGAUUUAAUACAAGAUCCUGAAACAGUACAGAAUGAGAAUGGUUUUGCGAAUGUAAUACCACUGAAGUCAUCACCAUGUCAUCUGGAUGAAUCUUGAAACACAUCUAGCUGUCGAUUUUACAAACCUUUUAAUAUACUAGUGCUCUAGCAUAUAACCUCAAAUAUAUGUAAAUAGAGCUCAUUAUUUUCUUGUUUGUUAACUGUCAAGAUAGUACAUGUUGACUCUGGGAGAGUUGCUGGCAAAUUUUAAUGGUGAGAAAUACAUUAUUAUUGUUCAUUCAAAAUGUGUCUUAUAAUAUGGACUCUUGCAAUGCUAGCUUUCCAAUGUGUGCUUAGUAUUGGCAAUACAAAUAACUAUUAUAUAUAACCUGACUAAUUAUCAGCUGUUUCCUGUCUAUGUAUUUGAAAACCGUUUCACAAAGGAAUUGCUUAAACUGUGGACUUUUACAAUAAAAAUGCUGCUUCACCAUA